AAGACAACAUAAUAUAUUUUAGGGUUGGUUUGUCAUAAACUUUUAGAUUUCAACGAAGAAUGUUCAACAGCUUUUAACGUCAGCAAAUGUUUUUAAAAAAGAUCAAUAUAUAUUUAUAUACAAAUAUUUAUAUACCAAACCUGUUUCACGGUUGAAGAACAUUAAACGUUGAAAGAAUCUCAGAACGGAAAAUAUAAUUACAUAUAUAUUUACAAAAAAUCACGUUACACGGGGAGAAGUGUGUUUGUGCUACAAAAUAUUACAUAUAAACAAUUUCGUGGUCAUAUAGACGAAAGUAAAAAGAAGAUAAUUAUAACCAUGGAUUUAAUUAAAACCAUGGAUUUUGUUGUUUACGAAAGUAGAGCGAUAUGAACUUUGGACAUAUCAUGUGAGGUAGACGAAAGUGAUAGCGAUAGGAGAAUGAGAGUAAUUAAAUAAAAAUAGACGUGUAUUGAUUUAUUGACGUCAAAUGUUAAAAUGGAAAUAAAUAAAAGACAUUAAAAUACAAUCGUGCAUUUCAGCCUUUAUGUAAGUUAAGCCAGUUCGACUUCCUAACCUCCUGACUAGGAGCAACCUCGUCCCCAGGGCAUCUUGUAUCUUUCUGACAUCACUUUUUAUUGUUUACUGAAACCUUCUUCGGUGAAGAGACUAUUUAAAGCUAGUCCACGGAUUUGUUUGCCCUUUUUACACCGCAUUGCGUGUGUCUUGCUACUUGCCGUACUAUUUUGCGUAACAGACAGACGUAGACGGGUAUUAAUAAUAUAGAUUAGUCGUGGAUGAAGCUAUAUAUUCCAUAAGUUUAAGUUUGUAAUUAUGUCUAUGCAGAACGACCUUAUUUGUAAUUAGAUAUAAUCAUUAAUAAUAUAUAAUUGCAUGUUAUUUUUGUAUGUAAGAAUAUUUCUUUUACAAAAGCGACUAUAAAAAACAUUCCCCUAAAAACUUCCAUUUACAUUCUUGAUUGGUUAGAACAAAUCACGUUACAAAAUUAAAGUCAUUUCACUUGCUAGGAAUUUCAUUGUCUGCCAAUUUAAUCUUAAUGGAGGGUUGUGUAACUACAAUGAAUGUAAAUACUUUGUCACAAAUUUAUGUUGGGACAUAUUCACGUUGCCUAUUUUGUUUAAAUCUUUUUCAUUGAAUUAACAAACGUUUUAGGAUAAGAAACAACAAAUUAAAAAAAAAUUCUGCACGUGGUUUCUUCCGCGGGUUUAAAAAUUAGUACAUUACUACGCUAGUUCUAGUCUGUCUGUAACAAGCAAAGUAGAUGUGUUGUUUUUGAUUAAAAAAAUAGCCGUAGCAACAUUUCACAUUUGCCAAUUUAUAUUGUUUAAAUAACACUUGGGGCAUGAAGAAAAAAAUCCGGUAAAUUCGGACUUGCUAUGGAUUCCAAUUGUUUUGUCAAAUGAAGAAAUUAUCUACAAUUAAAUCCAUGAUAAAAUGUCUGUUCCGCCUGUAAGUGCAGUUUUGCAGACUUGAUUCAUCCGUGCUUCGUCGGCGUUCACCUCCGCAUUAGUUAAGAACCGCAUGGCUGGAUUUCUUGUGUAAGACCUGGUUACCAACGACGAAGGGGUCAGGCAAAAGAGAUUCAUGUCUACGUAGUUCUUUUAACUAAGUCAGGAAUCGGUGAAUUAGCUAGGAUGGUCAGGUUGGCUAUGAAUAGGCUUGCUGAUGGAUGAAAAGUGUUCGACCAAGACGGAAAUCUAUCGACGUUUUGUCCAAUGAACGUUCUAAACGAGCUAAGGACAUCUCCGAACAAACUGGAAAUGUGGCGGGCAUUUUGUCUGACGAGUCUCCAAAAAUUAUUUCGAAGGGUGCCAUCGCACGUGUUUUACGCGUAUGCCAAGGCAUGCGCGUGCGAUCGCACGCCUCUUCUGAAAAAGCCUGUUAUUUUUAAUUUACAAUCAAAUAUUCUCGUCGUCAACUUAAUUUGUGUGAGAAAAAUCAAUUUCAGGUAUUUAUUCACUUUCUUUGAAGCCAGUAUACACCACCAUUCGGACCUGGAUAUUCUCUACGUAUCCUAGACACGACACAAGAUGGUAUCACCCGACGAACACCUUUUCCCAAGUGGUUAUGAACAAACCAAUAGAAUUGGCGGUAUGCCGCAUAUCGAUAAGAUCUAAAAAUAUCAUCCUCAAAAAAGAUUAGAAGCAAGAGUGCUAGCGACUUAUUUGUUAGAAACUUCGUCCUUUUUUUUAAGUCUACGGCUUUCCUGAUUGUGAAGAGCGACUAUCGCUGUCCACAAAGUGUUGUUUAAAAUCACAACAGCGUUGAAAUCUUCGUGCUUUGUUAUACAUUUCUUCUCAAAAACACAACAGAAACCUUAUACCCAGGCGCUCAUUUAUAAUACAACCAAAAGAAAAAUGUGAGGUCAAAUUUUAUAGGUAGCUUAGCUGGAAGUAAUUUAUAGUGUCCACCUCGUUACAGCAUAAACAGUCAACAGCUAUAGGCAUCUUUUCGCACUUUUGCACAUAGGCACCACUCACUGAUCUGGUGUGUCUGCUUCAUUGUCAUUAUAAGAGGGAAUUUGUUGUUUGUUAUUUGGUCGUUCUGGCUCAAACUGAAAUUCAAUUAUGUUUACAUUUCUGUUUGUGAACAUAAUUUAUAAUUGUAAAAAAAUUCUAUUGGAAAUAUCAUUAACAUUUUUUCGUUAUUUCUCUAACUGCAUGCGCCAAUCUCUACACGGGGUAAAUCAAUGAAUACGUCAUUGCAUAAAUUGCGCAUAUUAAUGUUUUUACCCAGUCCUUUUCCGCUUUCGAAGUUCAGUAAAGAUGAGGAUUGAGAAUGGCAUGGUCAAGUAAACAAAUUCAGUUUAAACUUAAGCUGGAUUUCCAUCAGUGCGAGUUCUCUUCUGGCUUUUUUGACCCAUUGAUUUUUUUCGCACUGGUGGAAAUUCCAGAGCGACACUUUUUUUUGCUCUUAUCGCCCAAUUUCAGUGCGAUAGUUAGAGCGACAAUUAUCACAAAGUUUUAAUAUUUAUCGCUCUGAGUUUUCGCCUGAAAGUGCAACUUCAACGAAAUAUCGAAUGUCCUUUUAAAGAAAUUGAAUAGAUUCUAUUGAAGUGUAACUUCAGCACAUGCUUACACGUGUUGAGCACAAGAAAUAGUUUCAUAUGUGUUAUGAAGCGAGCAGUGUUGUAAAACAAGUGUCAUUAAAUGGGAAAAACAAAUAGGUGCAACUUAAAGGGAAGAUGAGUACUUAGCAGAGGCUGUUCGAAAUUUUAUUAUGUCUAUACGGCAAAAGUUGCAAAGGAGUAUCGAGAAAAAAGAACGAGUGGCAAAUGCUUGGGGGAAAGAGGGUAAAGGGUAAAGUUUAUCCUUUUUCGUCAGUUCAAUGCGCUAUAUUUUUGCGCUGUUAAACCUUGAGCGUAUUCAGCUUAUUCUAUUACUUAAUUGGAAAAAAUGUUUUUAUAUUCAACUGUUUUAAGGUUAAGCUUUUCAAAGAUGGGACAACUUAAAAAAGAUACAGCAAGGAAAGGAAUAACCUAAAAAGGAAAUUUGCAUCGGGAUCAAGUUUGGCUGACGUUAAAUCGUGUGUCAAAUUUUAAAGGAAUACUCUUUUUUGUCUUGGCUUGAUAAGUAUUCAAAUUAGAGACACUAAAUCAAAUAUAACGGCUCCGGAGGAUGAGGAGGAUAUUGAUUCUUAUUCGGAGGCGGCGGUUGAAAUUAUUUAAAUAACAAGAAUGACCCUACAACAAAAUCACCAAGUUUGGCCAAGAUGACAACUAUUGCCCUCAUUGUGCAAUUUCACUUCUUAAAGCAGUUGAUUAUGCACUCCUUUCAAUUCUCUUUCUCUAUAAAUUUGACGAACACGAGAAAAUGGCGAUUUUCUUCGUCUCUUUUUUUUACUAUUAAGGCCACAGCUUCUUCUUUUUUCUGAACUGUCUGCCAUCUUGAAAUGCGUGUGUUCACAUAAGAAAAUUUCGCACAAAUAAUAAUUUGAAUAAUAAUUUGAAACUCAUUUACAGCGUAGAACUCCUGUCGCACUAAAAUUUUGUGUAAUUUUAGAGCUAUAGGAAGAUUCGCUUUAAUGGAAACCCACCUUUAUGAGAGACAAUUUCGGUUGUAUUUAAAAUACUUUUUUCUUUACUUUUCCAUGUAACUAAUAUCAAGUUUUGAUUUUUUACCGGGCAGUACCUUUAUAACGCGUAAAAACCUUUUUGAAAAAUUUUGCGCAACUUCGGUUUAAAUAAGUCUAGUUUUGAAUUUAUUUUGCUUUAUGAUCAUUUUUUAUCAUUUACCAGUCAGCUAUUUCAGGUUAACUGUCUAUAAGUUUUUUUUAUCACAAAUAUUUAUAUGUGGUUUACUUGCGAAGGUUUAUUUUAAUCACAUGCGUCAUCUGUAAAGAGUACUCACCAGACCACAGACAUUUGUGUCAACAUUCUUUGAUCUCUUUAAUAAAACCCGUAUUCUAUUUGUCUGCUUGCGCGCGAGAAAAAAAGUCGUGUUGCGGAAACACGAAAUGCGAACAGUAUAAUAAUUAUUAAAUAGUAUUAUUGUAGUUUUAUUUAUUUUUCGAAUUUUUAUUAGACACCUUUUGAAUUCUCAUCAAAUUUUGUGUUGGACGUGAUAAAAAGGGAAAGUGAACAGAAAUGUCUGCUUUUUGUCGAUAACAGCGCUGGUUAAUUAAUCAAGUUUUGAAUGUAGGUAAUCCCCAGUUACCUAGGGUGGAGCAGCUGAUGCCAGUUGCCUCUAAAAGAUUUCCCUUUUUUAGCCUCACACUCAAAAGUGCAAUGCAAUGGCUUCGCUAAUUUCAUAACGGAUUGACGGCAGUCUAAAAGGCUUUAACGUCGUGACGUAACGUCGAUAAAGUUAACAAAUUAGACAUAACGGUUUUAGCGGCUUCAAAAGAAAAUGAAAACAACCCAUUCUUCUUAUACACUGUCACCAUUUUAUGAUAAAGGAUUAAAUAGUAAAUUAGUUCUCUCGAAGUGUGGUUAGUACUACAAACUAGUCGUUAUCCCGUGAAAAAAUUCACAAGAAUUCAUCUGCCAGAAAUAUCCACGAAAAUAUUCCCGUCACCAUUUGCAGCUACCAUUUGACACAGUGAGUAUCCUAAUAUAGACUAGUCGUUAACCCAUAAAAAACACACGAGGUGUCCCGUCUUUAAGUUACACGUUACUUUGUGUGCCCGUAACACGAUAUGUUUUUUGCGACAUGCAUGCAGAAUAUGUCUGUUGUUAAUUACACUUGUUGGCAUUACGUGGAAAAAUCCAAGAACCACCGGCGAUUCAAUAUAACACCAAAUAUAUUAAUCAUUUAUUUAUGAUGCCAUAAUAAUAGAAUUUCAUGACUAACUGUAGCGAAUGCUGUGCUGAGAUCAAUAAGGUUUGAUAUAUCUCUUGACUCAACUGAAUGAUUGCAUGAUCAUUUGACUGGCCUGCCAAACAGCCAAAUGUCUUAUUAUACUCGCACUUUGUCGGAAUUUAAGUUUAUGUAUAUUUUUAAGAGUCUUGGGCUGUUUUCCUUACUGAUAACGUUGCUUAAAUAGACUGUGGUAACACAUGGGUGUUAAACACAAUCUGGAGUAUUUCCAUUCAGACUGAAGAAGUAAAGAGGGGUAGAGUGGAGCAAAAUUCGAAAACGGACUUCAAAUUCCAAUCUUAUCUUUUGUUUUUUCAAACCAAUCAAAAAUCAGUUAUACAAAACUUUAACCCGCAAAAUUAUAUCUUAAAAACAAAUUGGGACACUGUGAAGUCUUAAGUUGUAAAGAAUUCGUUAUAUAGUCUCCCUUUCUCUAAUAUUAUUGUAAGAGAAAGUAAAAAAAUGUGAUCUCACAUCAGUUUUAAAAAGUUGUGAUGAAAAACAAAUAAAGCAAUACGGUAAAUUUAAAAAUAGCCAUUUUACAAAUUGUUUAUCGGUAUACUACAACCUAUAUGCUGAAUAAUUAAUUUAGUAGUAUUAAAACUAUGAUUUGUUUCGUAGAAACAACGAACAAACGCACUAAUAAACAUUAUAUGUAGAAACAGAAGAAACGUUCUGUUAAGAGCAUUUUUGAAGAAAGAACGUCAACGCGGAUAUUAUAGUCAUGGCAACGGCAGUACCUCCAACAGGAUCUUCUCACCACGCAUUGAUCACUAACAAUGAAUAUCAAAUUAAAUUGGUCACACUUCUCAAUGAAUGUUGUGACCACUUACGUGAAAUUUUACAUGAUCCUGCCCGUGGCAACAUGCCAAGGGAUAAGAAACAAUUAUAUCUGUCAUUAAAACAAUAUAAGAAACAUUUAAACCGUCUGAAAAGAGAUCAGCUGGAAAUCGUUUUUCCGCAAGAUAAGGAAACAGAUUCGGAAUUGUUUGACAUCACUAUUUUAUGUGACGUUCUAAUUAAUUGUUGUCACGGUAUACAAGCACCAAUUGGUGGGUGGAGGACCAGAAAACCGCAACCAAAUGAUUUCAGUGUCGGUGCUGACAUCAUUCGAAUCAGAAAUGAGCGCAAUAAUGUUAUGCAUGGAAGAGCAAUGAGUUCAGCACAAUAUAAUCAGCUAUGGAAUGCCAUAGAAGGUAUAUUAAGAAGACUCGGAUACGACAUAACGAAAAUUAAAGAUUUGAAAUCUGGUUGCUUGAAUGACUUAGACUUAUUUAAGAUCGAAAUUAUGAAAGCAGAUACUGAAAUUUUAAAUUUCAAUGUUAACAAUAAUAAAGACAGUAUUCAGCAAAACGAAGAUGGCAUUAAACAAAAUCAAGAUGACAUCAAAGCAAAUAAAGAUAAUAUUCAGCAAAACGAAGAUGGUAUUAAACAAAAUCAAGAUGACAUCAAAGCAAAUAAAGACAGUAUUCUGCAAAACAAAGAUGGUAUUAAACAAAAUCAAGAUGACAUCAAAGCAAAUAAAGACAGUAUUCAGCAAAACGAAGAUGGUAUUAAACAAAAUCAAGAUGACAUCAAAGCAAAUAAAGACAAUAUUCAGCAAAACGAAGAUGGUAUUAAACAAAAUCAAGAUGACAUCAAAGCAAAUAAAGACAAUAUUCUGCAAAACGAAGAUGGUAUUAAACAAAAUCAAGAUGACAUCAAAGCAAAUAAAGACAGUAUUCAGCAAAACGAAGAUGGUAUUGAACAAAAUCAAGAUGACAUCAAAGCAAAUAAAGACAGUAUUCAGCAAAACGAAGAUGGUAUUGAACAAAAUCAAGAUGACAUCAAAGCAAAUAAAGACAGUAUUCAGCAAAACGAAGAUGGUAUUGAACAAAAUCAAGAUGACAUCAAAGCAAAUAAAGACAAUAUUCAGCAAAACAAAGAUGGUAUUAAACAAAAUCAAGAUGACAUCAAAGCAAAUAAAGACAGUAUUCAGCAAAACGAAGAUGGUAUUAAACAAAAUCAAGAUGACAUCAAAGCAAAUAAAGACAAUAUUCUGCAAAACGAAGAUGGUAUUAAACAUAAUCAAGGUGACAUUAAAGCAAAUAAAGACAAUAUUCUGCAAAACGAAGAUGGUAUUAAACAUAAUCAAGAUGACAUCAAAGCAAAUGAAGACAAUAUUCAGCAAAACAAAGAUGGUAUUACACAAAAUCAAGAUGACAUCAAAGCAAAUAAAGACAAUAUUCAGCAAAACAAAGAUGGUAUUAAAGAGAAUAAAGAGAAUUAUAAUCGAUUAGCAGCCGAAGUGGAAAUAGUAAAGCAAACUAUUUCUUCAUCAUCAUGUGAUCAGAAGAGUUCUCAGUUGGAAGAAACUAUAAAAGAACAACCCAGUUAUAUGCUACUAAAAAAUUUUCAAGGAGAUUUUGUAAUAAAAUUUGAUGAUGACUGCUUCAACUGGUCUGCACAAAGUAUACAAACUAUUAUUACUAAAAAUUUUACAAGACAAUCAAAAGAACUUAAUUUCGGCGACGAUUAUUUUGUAGAAGAAAAAGAAGGAAAACUAUUACUGCUUAUUUACAAUCACAAAUCUAUCAAUGCUGAAUCUAUCAAUGGGUUAUCCAUUACGUUAGUUGACAGUGAAAGUAAAACUCAUUUGAUUUCAAUUGAAGAUAUUGCACUGGUCCGAGCACAUAUGUGUACAACCAGCUAUUUUGAUGUUAGAACCCACAACAGUGGAAGAAUAUCUGAACAGAUAAAAUGCAUUGUAGGAGCAGAAAGAGAAGAAACAAAAAUUGAAUUUAUAUGUGGUGGUAGCCUGCAAACAAUGGAACCUAAGGAGUACGAAGCAUUUGAAAGAGAUUACAUCCAGCGUUAUUUCACCGUCAAUGGUAAAUGCAUGGAAGAACCACUACAAAUUCCACCCCCAAUGCCAAAAGUCACACAUUCAUUAUUCGCACAAAAGAUAAAGGAUGUUAUAAUCGAAUUACAACAUCGUUUGUUUACAAUAUUUACUCAUUAUAACACGAAGGAACAUAUUCGAUUUCUAAAACUGGAUAAAGAAUUUUCUUUGAGUUUGGAAAGCACAAUUACUGAUAACAAAAGAAUUCUACUUGUGUUGCCAAAUUAUAUCGUCAACAUUAGAUACACAGAAACAACCGACGCAGUAAGAAUACAAGAUGAAGUCAAAGCGGGCGAAGAAGACUUGAAGGAGCUAUCUAUCAUCACUAAAAAAUAUCUUAAAAAAGGUCACCUGACAAUGGUUAAUGUUGUAGCUGCACCACAUUUCGAAGAUAUCGAAAAUAUCCACCUUUGUGUAGACUGCAACUUACUCUCCAAAAAAACUUUGGCUGAGGAUAGAAAUAUAAUGAAGUUCUUUUUAAAUAUUUUGCAAAGCUCACAAGUACAAAAUAAUGUUAAGGAUAACAAGGAACGGUAUAUCAACAUAGUUGGUAAAGUCAUAUGUUUUAUGGCUACUAGAAAAGCACUCUAUUCUGUUCCUUCACUCAGUAAAAACGUCCACGAACAAAUAAGCUCGUUAAUACUUUCUCCACAGCAACUCCGUCAUUUAUACAACAACACUUUAAAAAAAAUUAUAAUCGGUCCUCUAGGUAGUGGUAAGACAGUGCUAGCUUUAGCACAUUUGGAAAUAGCUUACGAGCGCUCUGAGAAUAGAUCGAUCAUAUACUAUGUUAUUUGGGACGGCAACACAUUGCUGAAACGGGAUAUUGUCAAUCAUACUAAAAGGUUUAAUUACAAAGCCGCUGUCGAAGUUGUUGUAAAGGAUAAUGUCGAGUUAGCUAAGGAUUUGAAAAUGAAUGAAGUGCCAACACCAUACCAGCUAUUAGAGUCAUUGGUUAAGAAACAUGUUGACCAAAACCUGCAUCUGAUAAUUGAUGAAUUAAAUGGAGAGUUAUUUAACAAGGAAGAAUCAUCUUUGCUCAAACACUAUCUGGAGACUGAAGACAAAUUAAAUAAAUCCUUCAUCAUUUUUUUCCCACAAUCCAUUGAGAAACAUAGAACAUUAAUUUCACACCAAAGAGUCACAAUACAUGACAAGUACAAGUAUGAAGAAACAGGAAUGGAAGUAUUAAAACUUACCAGAGCAAUGAGAACAACCCGGAUAAUCUUUCAGUUUUUAAAGGCUUUUGAAAAUGAAGUAGAACAAGACAAGGUAACAAUGAAGCUUUUCGAUCAGGAAUCAAAAGAUGGAAUGUCCACCAAAACAAAUAUCGAAAAAAUACUGAAUUUCCUUUCCAAAAUUUGGAAAAAACAACCACAACAGCGGCAAGAGCCACAACGGCGACAACAACAGCAGCAGCAGCAGCAACCACCACCACCACCACCACCACCACCACCACCACCAGAACAACAACAACAAGGAAAAACUACCAGUAGCAAUGCCACGCCGAUAAUAAAAGGAGAAGAAGAAGUAUUUGAAACACCAGUUGAUAUUGAUGUCGUUGCAGCUUCCAUGCAAGAUGGGGAUCUGUCGGGUAAUGUUAGAAUUGACACUUCAUUAAAAUUUAAUACAGCGUAUUCAAUCGGUCAUAAUAUCGAAGGAACAAAACCGUUAUUGAUACAUCCGGGAAAUACUCCAACAACAGACAAGGAGUUUAUACCAAUGUUAGCACUUGUUUUACAAGAUGUAUGUUUGCAUCGUGCCACUAAACGUUUGUUCAUCUAUAACACAAUACCUCAAAAAGCUAUUUUUCAUAGAUUACUAAGAUUAUUAAAGAUUGAUUUUCUUCACUACGACAAGUACACUGACUGGAAAGUUUUAAAUUGUGAUGAUAUCAUAGUUAAAAAUCCCUUGCAGAGGCAAAAUUAUAACCUGCUCACUACUAUUGAGGGAAGUCGUGGAGUUGAAGCAGCCGAAUGCAUCUGUAUAAUUAAAAGCAAUGAUUGCAAGUUAAAACAUUUGACAUUAGAAGCAAUGUCCAGAGCGACACAAAAUCUAGUCCUUGUUUCAACGUCCAACGUUUACCAAUCAGGUACAGUAAAAUCAUCAACUGGUCAUAUCAUCAGUAAACUGUUAACUGAACAUCUGGUUGAAUACAAUCUAGAAGUCUCAAACGAUGAAGAUACGGAAAUACCGUUCACAAAGUCUAUGAAAAGUAACAAUCAAAUAGUUUUUAACAUUAAACCACAAUAUUGGAAAUUCAAAGAAAUGAUAAAAGAUUUGGAACAUGUUGGUUUUCAGGCAACGGAUGAACGCCUAAAUGCGCAUGAGAUCGUUAUGAAAAACCUUUGUCCUCCUGGAAAAGUGAGCAAUAUAAUUUGCUCAUAUUUGUCACGUAAAUCAUGCAUAUUGAGAUGGCAAAAGGACGCUAAUAAAUACACCGUUAGAAGACAAGAAAGUAAAAAUUCAACCUGGAAUAACUUAGCAACUGACAUUUCUUGCAAUCAAUACAUCGUUGAUGACAUGGCAAUUGGUGAAACGUGCAAGUUUUGUGUUGUUGCUAAAAAUCAUCUUGGUGUAUCUGAUGACAGCAUUGUGUCUUAUUGUCACGAACUUCCAAACGUUAAGGGUGUCCAAUUUGAAGAUAUCGAGAAAAUUAUUGACACUAACGAUAUCAAGAAAUUGAAAAAAUUACUAUCCAUUCAUCCAAACAUCGUUCACAUGAGAGGUGAAUAUGAACAAACACCAUUGUUGUGGACAGUAUGGAAGACCAAUACAUCAAUGGUGGAAAUACUCAUCUCAUAUGGGAGUGAUGUUUGGGCGGAAAAUAGAUUGAAACGAAACAGUUAUCAUUUGGCUGCAACGAGUGGUCGUCACACAAUAUUAGAUAUGUUAUGUCGACAUGAUGUAACAAACAUCAACCGUGGAAAUGUUGUCAACCGCACACCAUUACAUGAAGCUGCAAUUAAUGGUAACAUCUCAUGUGUUGAUGUUUUGUUACGUUAUGAAAAUAUUGAUGUGACGAUCGAAGAUUAUCUUGGAGAAACAGCUUAUGAUGUUGCUGGAGCAUGGAAGAAUGAACAAAACCGGGAAAUAAUAAGACGAAAAAUAAAAGAAUACGAAGACAUGACGAAGUGAAUAUUUCAAAUGAUUUUGUUUUGAAAAACAACAAUCAGUUUGUGAGAUGAGGAACGAGUUAUUUUUUAUUUUAUAUUGUAAUAAAUUUAUUUGUAGUAAAACGUACUGAAAAUUUUUCUGUUCGAUUUUUAUCAAGCCUGGUUUCGUUUAUAUUUCAUUCAGGAAGCGACACAUGUCAAAGGUCACGUGUUUUUUUAACUGUCUGAAACUUGCCGCAUGGUGCAAUGUAGAGUAAAUCUUAUUACAAACAUCAACUGAUAUACUUUCUCAACCUCGUCCCCAAGUCUUGUUAGGCCUUUUAUUUUUGAAGGCCUGAACAAGGCCCUGGCCCUGGCUGGUCACGUGACGACAGAAUACCCACGUAUAGUGGGUAUUUUGAAAAUAAUUAUUUGUCUCGCUCUUCCAAAAUAUACACAAGCAGUCAAGAAAAAAAUAAAAGAACUGACAGAAUUAUUUAGAAUGGUUAAAAUAAUAUUAAUAAGAAAAAAAUAUAUAUAUAUUUUAAUAUAAAUAUUUUUAUCUAAAUAUUUUUAUAUAAAUAUUUUUUACAUUGUAAAAACUAUUUUUAUAUACUUAUAAUAAUAUUAUUUAAUGUAUAAAACUGUUAAUAAAUAUUGUAUAAUAUAUUAAACAUUCACACUU
Messenger RNA from Hydractinia symbiolongicarpus, 11958 nucleotides. RefSeq lists its product as uncharacterized. The record is from RefSeq and is a predicted model, not a curated record. The transcript has 11 exons. Bases 6022 to 11316 code for a protein of 1764 amino acids. Lineage: Eukaryota; Metazoa; Cnidaria; Hydrozoa; Anthoathecata; Hydractiniidae. Gene Ontology annotation, molecular function: protein binding.